AUCCCUCAUGGAUUCUUCUUCUCGAAGUUCUCAGCAGCGUUUUCUUCGAAGGCCUAGUAGCGAAUUACUUUCCGUCUCCUGCACUCUGUACUUGUGCGAACGCGACUUCCUGCUCCAUAGGUACGUUCUGAGAAGCAGUGAAUGUAGACCCACGACUCUCACGCGCCAAGGCUUCGGCUCUGUGUGGGCUCUGGGCCGCUCUACUGCCGCAUACGUGGGCCCCUCUCCUCGAGAAUUAGAGUCCAGAUUUCCCUCCGCAACAAGCUCGCACCUCGCCGCACCUUGCCGCUCCUCGCAUCACUCGCAUCUCGCAGCUCAUCGCAUCCCGCUGCUACUAGCACCACACGCACCUCGCUCUCUUCGCGGCACCUAGCCACCCUCGCACCUCGCCGCACCUCGCCGCACCUAGCCGCACCUCGCCCACACUCACACCUCGCAUCACGCACCACGCUGCAACUCGGCACACUCACACCUCUCUGCACGUUGCCACGGUUACACCUUGGUCCUAGCCGCAUUCGUACCGCUCUGCACCUAGCCACAGUCGCACCUCGCUGCUCCCAGCCACACUCACACCUUGGCGCUCCCCGCUGCACCUAUCCACCCUCCCUCCUCCUUGCCAUACUUACACCCUCCUCGGGCCUAGCCGCACUAGCACCUCGUGCAACUAGUCUCUCCUGCACCAGGCUGCACCUCGGCUUACUUGCGCCUCGCUGCACCUAGCCUCACUCGCACCCCUCUCGCCCCUUUCUGCACCCUCCCUGGUGAUUGAGUGCUUGUGCAGGUUCUGCACCUCUCUCAAUCCCGUGUGGGUCUCUAACGUUUGAGGGCCUCCGGGACGCAGCACAGGCUGUUCCAGGUUCUGUGGAGUCAAUCCCGUACAGGCCUCCGACGUUUGCGGGGCUCCGGACUCAACAAACACGGUACCAAUUGGUUGAUGUUGACGCUGAUUCUUGUUGGCACCAUGUUUCCCCUCUCCCCAUGGCUGUGUAGCUUCAUUUAUCAUUCACAACCCGUAAUAACCUCUGCCCAUUGCUGUAACUCGGCAACCCCACCACCAGGCAGGCCCGCACCAACCUUAUCCCUAUCACUGCCGUCUCAUCCAUCCUUGCUUGAUCCGCCCAUGGUUUCUCCGCUGGCUGUUUAUGCUCCAUGACCGUCAUGCACCCAUUGAUUGUGCGUUCGUCUUUUGCAUUUUUCCCAAUACCUUUCCACCAACCUGGCUGUCCGCUUAUUAUGGACCAGCACAUUAGUACUGUUACCCACCAUUUUCAAGCCCGUCACCCUGCAGAGAAUCGUGAUGGCGCGCCGUUGCCUUCCUCGGUCCAGCACCAUGGCAAAUGCUCCACCUGUCACCAGCUCCGAACCACUGCCCCCCUUGGAAUCUGUGGACGAUUCGUGGUGGCAUUCAUCUGAACUUAGCCGACUUCCUGUUCCUAUGCCGCCACAAUCCCCCCUUGCUGGGUGGCCAUUGGUUAUUACCCUUGCAAAUGUUCCUAUUUAUCCAAACCUAGUACACCAUGCGGUGCAGGUCCCAGCUAACUCUGCACCCUCAAAUUAUACGGCUUAUGUCCUCGUCGACCUGGAGCCUUUGCCCCAUGAUGCAGCAUGAUGUACUGUUGUCUCCAUUUGUGGCUAAUAAAAUCACAUGCUGUCC
Messenger RNA from Closterium sp. NIES-67, 1654 nucleotides. The record is from the annotation of a GenBank genome assembly. NCBI's taxonomy places the organism in Eukaryota, Viridiplantae, Streptophyta, Zygnematophyceae, Desmidiales, Closteriaceae.